Nanorana parkeri is the source of this 431-nucleotide messenger RNA. It is a transcript of the gene SNRPG, whose product is annotated as small nuclear ribonucleoprotein polypeptide G. Gene Ontology annotation, molecular function: RNA binding. The record is from RefSeq and is a predicted model, not a curated record. Lineage: Eukaryota; Metazoa; Chordata; Amphibia; Anura; Dicroglossidae. The transcript is spliced from 4 exons. Gene Ontology annotation, cellular component: U2-type prespliceosome; SMN-Sm protein complex; U4 snRNP. The coding region runs from base 91 to 315 and encodes 74 amino acids. Gene Ontology annotation, biological process: mRNA splicing, via spliceosome; spliceosomal snRNP assembly.
GCUUUGUGACGCCAUCACCGUAUUCCCAUUCGGCGCGCUGCACCGUGCUUUGAGAACGUUGUGUGAGCGGAUCGAAGGAAGAACUUCACCAUGAGUAAAGCGCACCCGCCCGAAUUGAAAAAGUUCAUGGACAAAAAAUUAUCCUUAAAGUUAAAUGGCGGGAGACAUGUACAGGGAAUACUUCGAGGAUUUGACCCUUUCAUGAAUCUUGUGGUAGAUGAAUGCACAGAAGUGGCACCAAGUGGGCAUCAGAAUAUUGGCAUGGUCAUACGAGGGAACAGCAUAAUCAUGUUGGAAGCUUUGGAACGAGUAUAGCAUUAGGAUAUGUUGAACCACCUAACCCCUCCCUGUGAUCUCAACCCUUUAACUAGUCCUCUUUCUGAAUUCAGGCCGUAUACAUUUGUUGUACUGUUCACAUUUUCUUUUUUGUA